Messenger RNA from Alosa alosa (allis shad), 6355 nucleotides. RefSeq names its product collagen, type IV, alpha 4 (gene col4a4). The transcript has 48 exons. Gene Ontology annotation, cellular component: basement membrane; collagen trimer. Gene Ontology annotation, molecular function: extracellular matrix structural constituent. The record is from RefSeq and is a predicted model, not a curated record. Bases 339 to 5354 code for a protein of 1671 amino acids. Lineage: Eukaryota; Metazoa; Chordata; Actinopteri; Clupeiformes; Clupeidae.
CGCAAUGGGGAUUGUGGAGUAUUGGCGCGUGCGUCUUUACGUCAUGAACAAGUAGAGGUGCAUAGAGUCCAUCCUUCUACAGCUACCGCGGACACUUGUUAAAAGUUAGCUGUGUUUCUGUUUAAGUUUUUCCGGUGUGUAGUUUUCAUCUAUGUGUUUGUUUUAUUUGCCACACAUUGCUAUGAAGUCGUUAUAGCGGGACCAUCUUCACUUGCAGCAGGAGUGGAACUGUCACUCAGUAGCUGGGGAGGCAGAGCCGCAGCCUUGUCCAAAGAGGUCACAGACAUUGCAAAGGUCCAGGGUUGCUCUGAAGGCGGGACACGCCCUACGUGGCGGAGAUGACACGUCCCCUUAACAUCGCCUUGCUAAGCCUUCUGCUGUGGUGCCUAUUGCCGAUGCAUAUUGAUGGACAAAAACUGGGGGUGCGUACACAGGGGGAUCCUUCAGAAGGCUGUGGUGGUAGAGACUGCACCGUGUGCCAGUGCUUCCCAGCUAAAGGAGCACGGGGUUCUCCUGGUGCUCUGGGGAAUCAGGGUCCUCAGGGCCCCCUUGGUUUUCCAGGUCCCCAAGGCCCCCCAGGGGAGAAGGGUCUCCGUGGUGAUGAGGGCUUCCCUGGUGGUCCUGGUCUGAAAGGAGAUAUGGGCAGUGUAGGCCGAGCUGGAUUCCCUGGCUUGAACGGUGUGGACGGUCAUCCAGGGCCAGGUGGCCUUCCUGGCCUGCCAGGAUUGGAUGGCUGUAAUGGAACCCGUGGCAACUUUGGAUACUCUGGCGUCCCGGGACAAGAUGGCUUACCAGGGCCAUCAGGUUAUCCAGGACUUAAAGGAGGGAAGGGCGAUAUCUCGUACAGAGUCAAUUACUUCCCUGGUCUCUCAGGAGACAUCGGUCUGGCCGGACUACCUGGUCGUCCUGGCCUCACCGGGUCUGUGGGGACGUCGGGUCCAAUAGGGCCAGUGGGUCCUUAUGGAAUCGAUGGAGCUCCUGGUCGGCCUGGCGAGCGGGGUCAGUCUGGUGAUAAUGGAAGAUCUUUACCUGGACAUAAAGGAGAUGAGGGUGAUGUCGGGCCCCAGGGUCCUCCAGGUCCCUUUGAAGUUGUGGACCUUCCAGAGGAAUUUUAUGGGAAAGGAGAGAAGGGAGAUCCAGGGCCAAGAGGGGAAGAUGGGUAUAAUGGUGCAGUGGGUUUGCAAGGACCUCUGGGAGAAAAAGGAGAGAAAGGUGUCCGUGGCUACCCUGGAGAAAGAGGUCCUCAAGGGCUUUCAGGGCCACCAGGUUUUCCUGGAUUUAUGGGCCCUGUUGGAGAUGGCGGUCUACCUGGACUCAUUGGACAACCUGGACCCAAGGGCUACAGUGGAGACAUUGGGUUCAAGGGUCAGACUUUUUACAGUCAAGAAGACUACAGAGGAAUGACAGGGGAUCCUGGGGAUCCCGGUCUCCCUGGGCCAUCAGGGGACCCUGGGGACAUGGGGAUGCACGGACCCCCAGGAGAGCGUGGGGUCUCAAUCCCAGGUCCUACUGGAGAGCCAGGUUUCGUGGGUCUACCAGGCCCCCUCGGAGAGAAGGGGGAUCGGGGUGGUGCACCAGACUAUGUUGUGCCUGGAGAACCAGGGAAAAAAGGGCCACCUGGUGCUAGAGGCUCACCCGGACCCCCUGGCCCUGAUGUUUGCGGAAAGGACUGUCUGCCUGGAGAUCCUGGAGCCGAAGGAGAGAAAGGAGACCAAGGUGCACCGGGCAACAGAGGCGAUAAAGGAAUCACAGGUAGUUUCGGUGACUGUCAAUGUCCAAACGAACCUUUUCCUGGUCCCCCCGGAGACAGAGGUUCUCAGGGGCCGAGAGGCGCUCUGGGUAACCCAGGAGCCUCAGGACUCAGUGGCGAUCCCGGGUUCCCAGGCCGUCCGGGUGCGGUCGGUCCAGUUGGCUUUCCUGGAUCUGAAGGUCCGAUAGGAGAAAAGGGUCAGAAAGGUGAAACAGUCUUCGUCAACGGGCCAGAAGGUGAAAAAGGUGAGUCUGGGCCAAGAGGGUCUGUAGGCCGCCGAGGAUUACCAGGCAGGCUGGGAAUCGGAGGCAGUGAUGGACAGCCUGGACCACCGGGGCCUAAGGGAGAAAGUUACCCCGGGGAUAAAGGGGAUGCAGGGUAUCCUGGAUACUUUGGUGCAAAGGGCCUCAGGGGCCCAGAUGGCCCCCCAGGGGCAAGUGUGCUUGGCGCUCCAGGGCUGCGGGGCUUUGCAGGGGAUGAUGGCUCUCCAGGACCAGUCGGACUGCCAGGGCCAAAAGGAAAUCCAGGUGACACCUUCCCCUGCCCUCAAAAGAACCCAGGACCACCUGGGGACAAAGGAGAACGUGGUUCACCAGGUCCCCGAGGGCUUCAAGGCCCCAGUGGGAUCAGAGGACCUCCAGGGUACAACGGCCCCAAAGGAGAGAGGGGAGAACUAGGACAACCAGGACCACGAGGAAGCCUGGGUCCUCCCGGGUUUAGUGGAGAUCCAGGCCAACGGGGUCCAGAGGGGCCCAGCAUCGAUGGCCCCCCAGGCCCGCCCGGCAGCGAUGGUCCCUCCGGACUCAAGGGACCCAACGGGCCCUCCACUUCUGGGUAUCCGGGUCUGAUCGGGGAUAGUGGACGUCCGGGCUUUCCUGGAGCCAUGGGCCUACGCGGACCAACAGGCGCACCGGGUGCACCGGGUUUGCCUGGAAGGAAUGGAGUACCAGGAGGCAAAGGGCGGGCAGGGGCUUACGGCUACAGAGGCAGAGAUGGGCCAAAAGGAGACAGCCCUCUCUCGUGUCCGAACGGUCCAAAUGGCCCACAUGGUCCACCAGGGUGCAAGGGCAAUGAUGGGCAGGCAGGUAAGAAAGGGGAGCCAGGUAUGAAGGGCCUGCCAGGUCCCCCUGGCGAGGGACAGCCUGGGCCUCCAGGGAAGCCCGGAAACCCAGGAGCACCAGGCUUCCCAGGUUCCCGGGGGGAACAGGGGCUAAAUGGAGAAAAUGGACAGCCAGGAUCCUUGGGACCGAAAGGUCCAAAAGGACCAGCCGGUUGGAAGGGGUUGCCAGGGGAUACUGGACCACCUGGUGCUACAGGACUUGCAGGAAGGAAGGGAGAGCGGGGCUCCGAUGGUCGGCCAGGGUUCCCAGGACCCAACGGAGUGCCAGGAGAGAGAGGUGACAAAGGCAUAGCUGGUGAGCCAGGAAAAACCACUUUCAUCCCCAUCAAAGGCUGGCCCGGAUUCCCUGGACUUCCAGGUGCUCCUGGAUUCACAGGACCUCGAGGUGACAAGGGCUUGCCUGGCAAACAGGGCCUCCUGGGCUAUCCUGGCCAAGAGGGAUUCGCUGGCCCCACCGGCCAGCAGGGACGCAGGGGAAGGGAUGGAGCAACUGGAGCACCAGGCCUACAGGGGGGACUCGGGUUUCCGGGCAACAACGGGGAGCCAGGAAGAGAAGGGGAAGUGGGAGCGCUUGGAAAUGAGGGUUCUGUAGGACAACGAGGCCGUGAUGGAGAAGAAGGUCAAAAAGGUGAUCCGGGUGAUUCUAUUAGUUCUCCAGGAUCUCCAGGGGACAAAGGCCCAACAGGUUACAACUCACCACCAGGACCCCCAGGUGACCCAGGUGAGGUGGGUGAUCGAGGUUGCGCUGGCAACAAUGGAACUAAAGGCGAGCCAGGAGCCCGCGGAUAUGCAGGUGUACCAGGAUUUCCAGGUGUAACAGGUCCUCCAGGCAUAGCAGGUAAGCCUGGCACAGAGGGUCCAAUGGGCGAGGUUGGACUGCCUGGGGGUGAAGGCAGACCUGGACUCAAAGGACUCCAAGGUCCUCCUGGGCCACUGGGACUGCAUGGCCUGGACGGUCUGAAGGGGGUUAAGGGUGAGGUUGGAUCACCAGGGCCUGGGUUUACAGGCCACCGUGGUCCUCCAGGUGCCCAAGGGGAUAAAGCAGAGAGAGGAAAUCCAGGCCCCGCUGGGCCUCGAUUACAGGGUCCCAAAGGCCCCAAAGGCCAGGAUGGAUUCACCGGACCCCCGGGUCCUGGUGGAGCGCCUGGUCUAAAAGGUGAGGAUUGUAAGGAACUCAGAACGGGAGAGUGUGGAGAACAUGGUGUCCCAGGAUCAGAUGGACCACCAGGGCCACGAGGUGACAUGGGUGAUAAAGGGACAGCAUUGCCUAUGCCAGGAGAUGUUGGAACCAAAGGAGACCAAGGUGCCCCAGGGCCGCUUGGAUCGAGUGGCAAUGCUGGACCUCCAGGAGUACCAGGCAUAUCGGGCAACCCAGGACGCAAAGGCGAACACGGAGAAACCGGUUUCAUGGGCUCACCAGGACCCAGAGGUGGUGAUGGGGAUAAAGGGUUUAAUGGAUUCAAAGGCCCGGAAGGGGAAAAGGGAGAGCGAGGUCCUAAGGGGGACCCGGGGCUCACUAUUGAUCCUCCACAUCCCCGUCCUCUACCUGGGCCUCCGGGGCCUCCUGGUCUACCUGGGCCCACAGGGGACCGUGGGUUCUCCGGCCCUAACGGCAGAGAAGGUGGCAAAGGCCAUAAGGGUGAUGCAGGAGACCCAGGAUAUCCAGGAUCCCCUGGAGCACCAGGGGCUAAUGGACCUACAGGAAACCAGGGAGAUCAUGGAGACAUAGGAAUAGGAGGACUACAGGGUCCCACAGGAGAGAUCGGUGAUCCAGGAGAUCGGGGACCCCGCAUCACCUACAACUCUGGUUUUCUAUUGGUCAUGCACAGCCAAUCAGAAUCCAUCCCUGUGUGCCCCUCUGAAAUGAAUGAGCUGUGGACUGGAUACAGUCUCCUCUAUUUGGAGGGACAGGAGAAAGCCCACACACAGGACCUUGGCCAGGCCGGCUCCUGCAUGCGCAUGUUCAGCACCAUGCCCUUCUCUUACUGCAACAUGGCCUCCUGCAACCACGCCAGCCGCAACGACAAGUCCUACUGGCUCUCCACCAACGCGCCGGUGCCCAUGAUGCCCGUCGAGGGCCAGGGCAUCCGUUCGCUGAUUAGCCGCUGCGUGGUGUGCGAAGCCCCCUCUGUGCCCAUUGCCAUCCACAGCCAGGACAGCAGCCUACCCUCUUGUCCGAUUAACUGGAGACCUCUGUGGGAGGGCUACUCCUUCCUGAUGCACACGGGUGCAGGAGAUGAGGGCGGCGGCCAGUCACUGACAUCGUCGGGCAGUUGCCUGCAGGACUUCCGGGCACUGCCGUUUGUGGAGUGCCAGGGCCCGCGCGGCUCCUGCUACUACUUCGCCAACAUCUACAGUUACUGGCUAACCGGCGUGAGCGACGGCGAAGCUAACUUCGGCCACGGCCCCAGCCAGUCCAUACUGAACGACCCGAGAGACCACCGGCAAGUGACCAGCCGCUGCCGGGUCUGCAUGAAGGUGUGACCUGACCCAACCCCCUCCACACCCCACACCCCCCAUCCCCCUCACGCCCACCAACCACACUGAGCAGGCCACACAAAGAGUGGUUGCCCUAAAGGAGGCAUCGGGCAGCGGUGGACUAUGAAAAUUACAGAAGCAGAGGCAGUGAGCAUUCUCAUUUGUUGUCACUUUCCUCCCUCCCCCUAGUUUUCUGUGGCAAGAAGCGACUGUGAACUCAUGGAUGCUCUGUUUUCUUUAAAACACAUUUCUCUGCAAAGAGCAUCUGGCAAAAACAUACUUGAUUUGAUUACCUUUCAAUUUGUGUCUUUUUGUUUCAGACAACAUUUUUUUUUAAAGGCUUAGAUUCUAGGAGCCUCUUAGCAGUGUGUAAUCCUGUGAUGCUAUUGGCUGAUGGUUUGUCAGUCAGUCAAGUGCUGAGUUCUCCAAAGUUAGUCACCCCUAUUUUUAUUGGUUGGGUUGGAGUCAUUUUGGAGUCAUUUCUUCCUUUCCAUAGUAACACAUUCUCCUAAUUGGUGGAUAUUGUCAUUCAGGAACCUCCACUCUGUUUCAUUGGCUCUGCUUCUGCACUGCCUUCGAUGACUUUUGUAAGUGUGUGAAAGCUCAACGAGGAUAAUGAAUACAUCAUGGCUGAACGUAGCUACUGUUAGCGCUAAGCACUUACGCCAUGCCUGUUCCAUUCUGUGAUUUAUGGGCCGCUAACUAGCUGCCCUCUUUGUCCCUCUGUCAGUCAAAGGUGAAUGGCACCUGAAAGAUGUCAUAUUUCCUCUAUUUCUCUCUCACCCUUCUCUCUUCCAACCUGCCUUUCUCUCUCCCUACUCGGUCCAACACAUGGCAAAAGGGGAUACUGAUUGAAGCAUCAUUUGCUUGGGAGAAAAAGCAGUGACGCUCCUUUGAUGUCUGCCCAUUGUCUGUUUAUCUAUCUUCCAAUGUAGGUUACUAUCAUUUUCAUGAUAUAGUGCCUACACACACACACACACACACACACACACACACACACACACACA